Molecule: messenger RNA, 936 nt
Organism: Bufo bufo (common toad)
Lineage: Eukaryota; Metazoa; Chordata; Amphibia; Anura; Bufonidae
Product: olfactory receptor 1468-like
Exons: 1
Biological process (GO): G protein-coupled receptor signaling pathway
Cellular component (GO): membrane
Molecular function (GO): olfactory receptor activity; G protein-coupled receptor activity
Source: RefSeq, a predicted model, not a curated record
ACAAAUCUGACUGUGGUCACAGAGUUCCUCCUCUUAGGAUUUCAAGGCAGCCAAUUUUUGAGAAAUCUUCUAUUUCUUCUGUUCCUUGUGGUUUUUGUUGCCACAAUAUGUGGGAACCUCCUGAUCAUCAUCCUGGUGUCCACCACCAAGAACCUCCACACCCCAAUGUAUUUCUUCAUCUCACAACUGUCCAUCAGUGACAUCUUAUUAUCGACAAAUAUUGUCCCCAACCUGCUCCACAUCCUACUGAAUAAUGGAGGAACCGUCAGUUUUAUUGGUUGUAUGACUCAAUUUUAUUUUUUUGAUUGCACUGAAGGAUUAGAGUGUUUUCUUCUCGCUGUGAUGUCUUAUGACAGAUAUGUGGCCAUCUGUAAUCCCCUCCGUUACUCCUCCAUCAUGACGAAUAGAUUUUGUGUUACAUCAAUCAUUAUUAGUUGGUUGAUGGGUAAUGUUAUUUCAUUAAUUGCUACCAUAACUUCAUCAAAAUUAAACUUUUGUGGGUUAAAUAUCAUCGACCAUAUAUUCUGUGACCUUGUCCCCUUACUAGACCUGUCCUGUUCUGACACCUUCUUUUUUCACUUGGAGAUUUUUGUUUUGGGAGCUCCAACUGUAAUGGUCCCAACCGCAAUCAUUGUAGUGUCUUAUACUUACAUUGUGAUAUCAGUCUUAAGGAUCCCAUCCAGUACUGGUAGACAGAAAGCCUUCUCCACCUGUAGCUCCCUCCUCAUUGUGGUCUCCAUUUUUUACUGGACUUUAUUUAGUGUUUAUGUUUUCCCUAAGAGAGAACAAACUUGGGUCAGUAGUAAAAUCCUCUCUCUGCUGUAUACUGUAUUUACUCCAUUUAUUAACCCCAUUAUAUACAGUCUGAGGAAUAAAGACAUUAAGAAAGCCGUACAGCAAACAUUACAUAAACACAUAUCCCGUAAUAAACAUUAA